Messenger RNA from Nakaseomyces glabratus, 2364 nucleotides. RefSeq names its product Mtc4p (gene MTC4). The record is from RefSeq and is a predicted model, not a curated record. Lineage: Eukaryota; Fungi; Ascomycota; Saccharomycetes; Saccharomycetales; Saccharomycetaceae.
AUGAACUCAGUAAGAGAAGAUGAAAGCUCAAAGUUACAAAACUUAGCUAAUCUCAACACUGAAUCGAACCUGGAGUUUGGCAAUGUGAAUCCUAAAAGGGUGAAGCUAUUGACUAAGAUUUUAAUGGACAACAAAUAUGGUUUACUAGACGAUUUGAACUACAGCAGGCCGCUAAUAUCUAGUGCAGAUGGUAUACAGGCCGUUGGGAGUGGUAGAGAUGUGCCUGGGUAUGAAAAUGCUAUGAACCCCAUGGCGCAACAAAUAACAGAACAGGAUGUAGCAGAUAGUAGUGGGGUAAAUAUACAGCAUUUGAUCAAUCAACAGAAGCAAUUGCCCAUAACUGGAACCACGAAAGCUAUUUCUCGUACUACAAAACUAAAAGCAGAUAGAGUCCGGAUCUAUCUAGAUUACUAUUACGGUAUCUUGGAAAGAAGCAUACAAGUUGAUAGGAAAGAUCAUAAACAUGAAGGUGUAGAGGGUGUUUAUAACCCGCUUCAAAUAAUUAGAAAUAGAAAGUUAAAGAAGAAGAAUAAUGACAUGCCCGUCAGAGAGCUGGGAAUAUCAAAGACACCAUUUAUUGCAAUAAAGCAGUUUUCAUCAAAACCUAACAAAAAGAUGCCAUGGUUUGUAGAUAUAACAGAGAAGCAUACUGAUAUGACUUGGAGAACCUCACACUGGGAUGAAUUAAUUGGACCAGAUGGUAAGCCUUGGUCUGGUAAAACUAAGCAUCAUUACUCGGAAAAAAUUCGCCACAGACCACAUAUUCACCAUCACAAGAAGCAAUCUGAAAAAGAGGAGCAUGAGGAAACGGAGAAUCAAAAACAAUCACAGCAAAAUGGACCACCACAGAUUAAUAUUGUUGGUGACUCAACAUCCAAAGGCUCAAAUGAUAUUGCGUCAUAUAACAGUAGUACAACCGAUUUAGGAAGCAGCACAUCUAAAUUUCAGGCUCAUAGUGGCACGAAUGAAGGGACAGCUGAUAUAAGCACGGUCGAGUCAGAAGGUCUUGCUCCUCCAACCAAAAUCAACAGCAGUAACUCUCCAAAUGAAAGUCUGUUGUCAGAUAAAAGAAAAUCUUCUCCUGAUAGUACGAAGAACAAUUCCAAUUCAGGGAAGUCUGACGAUAAUUUACACUCGCAUCUGGAAAUAAAUGCUACUCCUAACACAAGGAGAACAUCAAUAAAUUCAAUUUCCGACCAAUAUUCAAACCAGUCGGUAAAUUCCAGUAAAUAUGGAGAUAAAAACCAUCUACAUAGAUUGGAGAAAGUUAUAGGUAAAAAACCUAAAAAGUGGUCAAAAUCAGCUAACAAACUGUCCAAAAAGGUUAAUGAUGUAACUGGAACAACAAUGAAUAUUGCCAACAUCCCAGAGGAAAUUGGAGCUCCAAUAAACAUAGUAACUAAUGGUUUAACCGAUGCAGUCAACAAAGCAAUAACAGUCAAUAGUGGUACGAAUAUUAAUGGAACAUUGACGGGUCAAAAUAGUCUAAGUAAUAUUUCCCAUGCAAAAGACUUAAAGGAGGCUUUAAAAGAAGGAAAGAAUAGUAAGGAAGGGAAGUCAGGCUCUCAUGGAACUGAAACCACAAAGUCAGUAAUAAACAGUGAAUCCAGCAGCAAUAGUAGCAGUGGUAUUAUAAUGGGAAAUGUCCAGUAUAUGUCUCCAGCGGAGGCUUUAACAAACCAGAAGAAGAGUAUUCUACUAAGUGACAUCCCAGUUGAGCACUUAAAAACCGAUAACCAAUUUGACACUAUUGCUGAAAAUAGUAAAGAUGGCGGUGAUGAUGAAUCAUCUAAUGAAUUAUCUAUACGUGCCAACAUAAAAAACACUAACGUAGACUGGCAAUUGCAAAGAUACUGGCAGGAUAUGAAGUAUAUUUCAAGCACUAUGACAUUAAUGAAACACAGAAGGAUGACACAUGACUUAGUUAAGAAGAAGGAGAUUCAUAGAAGGAACAUGGUAAAAGUUGAUCAUGAUGCAGAUGCCACGAUAGCCAGCACAACGGAGGUUUUGAACAACUAUCAAAACGAACUGGUUAAAGUACUGAAGAUCGGUAAUGACUGGACAUCGAAACUAUUAAAUGAUUACUCCAUCCGUGUCGAUUCUUUAAUCUCGUCUAGUGAUAGAAUUUUAAGUGAUAUCAAUACAACACUUACUUUAAAACUGAAAUUAUUCCAGGAGAACUCAGAGCGUUAUGGUAAUUCUAAAGUUGUCCAUGCACCUAAGAUGACUAAAUUGGUCUACCGGUUACUUGAAUACACAAUUGUUGGUUUUCUGUGGAGUGUAUGGCUUGUUGUAUUCAUUGUAAAAAACAUCAAAUUGGCAGUGAUAGUCGUGUUGAAGAUUGCCAAGAACGUUUUAUGGUAG